Molecule: messenger RNA, 1437 nt
Organism: Fibroporia radiculosa
Lineage: Eukaryota; Fungi; Basidiomycota; Agaricomycetes; Polyporales; Fibroporiaceae
Exons: 5
Coding region: 1-1437 (478 amino acids)
Source: RefSeq, a predicted model, not a curated record
AUGAAGCUGGUCUCGUACGACACACCUGAAUUCCUCGCGGAGAAGGCGGAACAUGUCAUCGCGAACGGCCAUACAGGGUUCACAUGCCAAGAUGCACGCGCUGCGGUGUUACAUCCUCCUCUCACCCACUAUCUGCGGAUGCUGCCUCCUCCUGCGAUUCCCCCUCUUCCUAGUAUACGAGACGACGAAUGGCUGCCUGGACCAGAAGUUGUAGUAGGGGGGAUUUGUAGUGCAAAUAGAGACCGAGCAGACAGCACAACGCAGUCGUUCGGGUCUAUCCCGACGAUUGCUGUACCGGAAUCUAACGUGCUUCUCGAGCGUCCGAUCCAACUCCCGGUCGAAUUAUGGGAGAAGAUUAUUGACCAUGUGGCAGACGAUUGGAAGUACGCCUAUCCGAACGGGUCGCGGACGUAUGAAGUCCAACUUCGGGAGCUGGGGAGAGUGUCGGGGAUGGCGUUCCCGAUGCAGCUUUCGUGCACAGGAGAUGCUCUGUGUGAAGAGGAGGGACAGGACGGACAAGACGCAUAUGUAUUCGCUGAUCAACGCAUUUUCAUCGGCAAUUUUGGGUCGUUUGCGGCGUGCAUGGCAUGCAAGCUGCCCCGCGUUGAGCUACUCCGAUUUUGGCACUGUUCCUGGGUGGCUGAGCAGCUACACACGCAGGUAUUUCUUCAUAUAACUCUCGCAUUUGGAUCCGUCACUACGCUCGAUCUCGACCAUGUGGAAUUCCCCUCUGCGGUGGUGUUUAGGCGGCUUCUUCGUGCGCUCCCCCUCCUCUCUUCCCUUACAUGCUAUCAGGUGCGGUUCAAAAAGGAGUGCGAUGCCGCGGGCACGGCCCGAGCGCCUUAUUCUCUCCGAUUCGACACCGUUGAUCUGUUUUAUAGCGAUGAUGUCAUGGACUUUCUCCCGUUGGCCGGCGUACACAUUCACCGUCUUUCCGGCGCUGAAGGCUACUCCGGGGAGAGUUGGACAAGGCUGCUCGUUGCUCUCGCCGAGUCUCUCUCGUCCCUGCGCAUAAGGUUACUGUAUCAUGUUCCCAAUGCUUAUUUUCCUGUAGCCAACCCAUUUGAUUUCACACCAGCUGUCAACCUACGUGUGAUAUCGUUCGAUCUUGAGCUCAAAAACUUAGCCAGAGUAGCAAGUACUUUUUCUCGCACGUCUCUUGCCAACCUGAUCGAAGUCAGGCUCGUCUUCUCUGACUAUAAUCCCAAAUCGUCGCUUGUUGAGGACGCGCUUGACAAAAUCGACAAUGACUGCUAUGCGCUGGUCGACCAGAUCCUCCUCGGCCGCCAAUAUCCUGCUCUGCAAAAGGUCGUCUUUCAUCUCGACUUCUACAACAUCCCGCACAGCAAGGUGAUGGAAGUGAUAUCCGAGAGCUCCUGGAAAAGCCAACUUUCCUCAAAGCUUCCAGCGCUGCAUUCCAGUGGACGGCUCGUGUGA